GGCCCUUUUCAAGACUGUCUAUUAAAUGACGUCACCGUGUCAUGUCGACUGGCAGUGUACGCCAUUUUGGAAAGAGGAAAAAAAAUCACGGGCAAGCCUGGUGGCUCUGAUUCUCCGCUCUUUCGACCACUUUUCCUGUCCCGAUCGGUCGCUCUUCGGCGCGAAGGACGUCGCUCACAUAAACUUAGGAGAGGCCGACGGUGACGCCAGGUCUGCUGCGGGAGAAAAUAAGCGAUGGCAGGUGUCGGAGGAGGGAACGACUUCCAGUGGUGUUUUUCCCAAGUGAAAGGAGCUAUAGACGAAGAUGUGGCAGAAGCGGACAUCAUUUCAACGGUUGAGUUCAACUACUCUGGAGAGCUGCUAGCCACGGGAGACAAAGGGGGCAGAGUUGUCAUAUUUCAGCGAGAACAAGAGAGUAAAAACCGGCCUCAUUCCAGAGGAGAAUAUAAUGUCUACAGCACUUUUCAGAGUCACGAGCCGGAGUUCGACUAUUUGAAAAGCUUAGAAAUCGAGGAAAAAAUUAACAAAAUUAGGUGGUUACCCCAGCAAAAUGCUGCUCACUUCCUGCUUUCUACAAACGAUAAAACUAUUAAGCUAUGGAAAAUCAGCGAAAGGGACAAAAGGGCGGAGGGCUACAACCUGAAGGAUGAAGACGGCAGACUCCGAGACCCCUUUAGAAUCACGUCACUACGGGUACCGGUGCUGAUGCCAAUGGACCUGAUGGUGGAGGCCAGCCCUCGGAGGAUAUUCGCAAACGCACACACAUAUCACAUUAAUUCCAUUUCAGUAAAUAGCGAUCACGAAACUUACCUUUCUGCUGACGACCUAAGAAUAAACCUUUGGCACUUAGAAAUCACAGACAGGAGUUUUAACAUUGUAGACAUCAAGCCGGCCAACAUGGAGGAGCUGACGGAGGUCAUCACGGCUGCAGAGUGCCACCCGCACCAGUGCAACGUUUUCGUGUACAGCAGCAGCAAGGGCACCAUCCGGCUGUGUGACAUGCGGGCGGCAGCCCUGUGCGACAGGCAUACCAAGUUCUUUGAGGAGCCUGAAGACCCUAGCAGCAGGUCCUUCUUCUCCGAAAUCAUCUCCUCGAUAUCCGACGUCAAGUUCAGCCAUAGUGGCCGUUACAUGAUGACUCGGGACUAUCUGUCGGUCAAGGUGUGGGACCUCAACAUGGAGAACAGGCCCGUAGAAACGUACCAGGUACACGAAUACCUCCGUAGCAAGUUAUGCUCACUGUAUGAAAAUGACUGCAUUUUUGACAAAUUUGAGUGCUGCUGGAAUGGUUCAGAUGGAGCCAUCAUGACCGGCUCCUACAACAACUUCUUCAGGAUGUUCGACAGGAACACCAGGAAGGACGUCACGCUGGAAGCAUCCAGGGAGAGCAGUAAACCGCGGGCCGUCCUCAAGCCCCGCAAGGUGUGUACCGGCGGCAAGAGGAAGAAGGACGAGAUCAGCGUCGACAGCCUGGACUUCAACAAGAAGAUCCUGCACACGGCCUGGCACCCCAAGGAGAACGUCAUCGCCGUGGCGGCCACCAACAAUCUGUAUAUAUUCCAGGACAAAAUUAACUAGGGCCCACCAUGUCACCGGGCUGGUUCUUGUACUUGCAUAGUUAAGCCUAGGCGUUUAUCUGUAAAAGAGAGGGUCUUCUUGUCGUCCUAAUGAAGAAUUCGAUGCACUCGUCUUUUUUUUUCUCCUUGUGUAGCCGAAGGAGAAAAGGUGGGCCUGUUUUUUUUUU
Paramormyrops kingsleyae is the source of this 1744-nucleotide messenger RNA. It is a transcript of the gene ppp2r2d, whose product is annotated as protein phosphatase 2, regulatory subunit B, delta. Gene Ontology annotation, molecular function: protein binding; protein phosphatase regulator activity. The record is from RefSeq and is a predicted model, not a curated record. Gene Ontology annotation, cellular component: protein phosphatase type 2A complex. Lineage: Eukaryota; Metazoa; Chordata; Actinopteri; Osteoglossiformes; Mormyridae.